Pichia membranifaciens NRRL Y-2026 is the source of this 1470-nucleotide messenger RNA. RefSeq lists its product as hypothetical. The coding region runs from base 1 to 1470 and encodes 489 amino acids. Gene Ontology annotation, molecular function: RNA polymerase II complex binding. The record is from RefSeq and is a predicted model, not a curated record. Gene Ontology annotation, cellular component: Cdc73/Paf1 complex. The transcript has a single exon. Gene Ontology annotation, biological process: transcription elongation by RNA polymerase II; positive regulation of transcription elongation by RNA polymerase II. NCBI's taxonomy places the organism in Eukaryota, Fungi, Ascomycota, Pichiomycetes, Pichiales, Pichiaceae.
AUGUCAAAUUUUGUAUCGAAACUCAGAACGGCCAUUCUUUCCAAGCAAGAGAUAAAGUUAGAUCCAGAGGAUGCAGUGAUAUCCGAGGCACAAUCAUUGAUACUAGGCAAUGAUGAAAAAUUCUCACUUGAUUCCAAGUCUGGAUUUAAGGCUGAAUCUACGGAGAACGACAUUCGAACAGUAUAUUUUUGUUGGUUGAAUAAUGAAGCAACUGUCACUGAUUACAUUGAAAAAUGUGAGGCGUUUAAAAUCCCAGUUAUCUCGUUCAUGGCAAGAACUGAAUUGAGUUCUUACUUGAAAGGUGAUACCGAUACUUGCUCAUAUUUGGUUACCUUUGAUGACGACCAUCAUAGCGGGGCCCAUGAAACCUCCGACGCUGUGGAUGCUAACGCGGAGGCCGGAACUUCGAGCGCUGUUGAUGCAGGAAAGCAAGCCGAAGCUUCAGGGGAUGACAUAGAAAAGACAAACGGAUCUGGUACAGUGAAGCGAGAUGAGUCCAAAAUUGAAUCGAGUAAGAAGAGCACGAAGGACAGUGAAAGAGAAAGACAGCGUGAUAAGCAAAAACGGUCAGAGGAAAUCGAAAAAAUCGACUACAAAGAGUCCAAAAGGAGGAAGCUUGAAGAAGAUCCGCUUUUAAAAUGUAUCAGCAUUCAUGAGGUGGAGUUGAUAGAUCAUGAUAAGGCAUUACGUGGUACUCAGAAGAGUAACGACUUUUCCAACCUUAUAAGGGAAUGUGAGUACAAAAUUGUGCGUCCAUUAAAAGCAUCAUUCAAGGGUAAGAGUUCAUCCGCACCAUCAGCAGCAACCACUUCUACGUCUACGACAACUGGAGCAGCCAAGCCAGGAGUCAAUAGUUCAAGUGGAACAAAAUCCAGUUCAGCUUCUGUAUCGAAAUCUCGGUCAAAGAAACCAUCCUCCUCUUUGGCCACCUCUUCAUCCGCAAACUCACUUGGAACGGUCUUACAGAAGAAAGAUCCUAUCAUCAUUCUCUCACCAUCUGCUAUCUCUAUGAUAACUAUGACGAACGUCAAAUCAUUUUUGCAAAAUGGUAGGUUUGUUGAUGUGCACGAUCCAAAUUUUUCAGGGAAUACGUCAUCUGCUGGAGAAACUAAUAUGGUUCAGCUUGUGAGACACAGCAAAAGAUUUAACAAGGACAUCAAGUUUGUUGUCGUCAGCAACGUUGAAAAGUUCUUUGUCAAGCCAGAAUACUGGGAUCGUGUGGUUGCUGUGUUCACCACUGGUCAGGAAUGGCAGUUCAAAAACUAUAAAGUGAACCAGCCCAAUCUCCUAUUCCAGAAGGUCAAGGGAUUUUACGUGAACUAUAGUGGAGACAGUGUGCCCAGUAAUGUCAAAAACUGGAACGUGCAGGUGAUCAGCUUAGAUAGAAACCAAAGAUUCAAAGAUAGACAGAUUUCAGAAUUCUUAUGGGAAACUAUCGAGCGUUUCAUGUUAUCCAGAGGAUACAAAUGA